Molecule: messenger RNA, 3719 nt
Organism: Homo sapiens (human)
Lineage: Eukaryota; Metazoa; Chordata; Mammalia; Primates; Hominidae
Gene: CDK15
Product: cyclin dependent kinase 15
Exons: 14
Coding region: 129-1436 (435 amino acids)
Biological process (GO): regulation of cell cycle
Molecular function (GO): protein kinase activity; cyclin-dependent protein serine/threonine kinase activity; protein serine kinase activity
Source: RefSeq, marked validated
AGAGCCAUCAUGUGAGUCAUAUGAAAGCUCCACGCUGCUGACCUCUGGCAAAAAGGGAGAGAACAAGGAUAGGAGAGGCAGUGGGGGAAAGGUUCAAGUGCGGGUUUUCUCCUUGAACCUACAAGAUUAUGGGUCAAGAGCUGUGUGCAAAGACUGUACAGCCUGGAUGCAGCUGCUACCAUUGUUCAGAGGGAGGCGAGGCACACAGCUGUCGGAGGAGUCAGCCUGAGACCACGGAGGCUGCGUUCAAGCUAACAGACCUAAAAGAAGCAUCAUGUUCCAUGACUUCAUUUCACCCCAGGGGACUUCAAGCUGCCCGUGCCCAGAAGUUCAAGAGUAAAAGGCCACGGAGUAACAGUGAUUGUUUUCAGGAAGAGGAUCUGAGGCAGGGUUUUCAGUGGAGGAAGAGCCUCCCUUUUGGGGCAGCCUCAUCUUACUUGAACUUGGAGAAGCUGGGUGAAGGCUCUUAUGCGACAGUUUACAAGGGGAUUAGCAGAAUAAAUGGACAACUAGUGGCUUUAAAAGUCAUCAGCAUGAAUGCAGAGGAAGGAGUCCCAUUUACAGCUAUCCGAGAAGCUUCUCUCCUGAAGGGUUUGAAACAUGCCAAUAUUGUGCUCCUGCAUGACAUAAUCCACACCAAAGAGACACUGACAUUCGUUUUUGAAUACAUGCACACAGACCUGGCCCAGUAUAUGUCUCAGCAUCCAGGAGGGCUUCAUCCUCAUAAUGUCAGACUUUUCAUGUUUCAACUUUUGCGGGGCCUGGCGUACAUCCACCACCAACACGUUCUUCACAGGGACCUGAAACCUCAGAACUUACUCAUCAGUCACCUGGGAGAGCUCAAACUGGCUGAUUUUGGUCUUGCCCGGGCCAAGUCCAUUCCCAGCCAGACAUACUCUUCAGAAGUCGUGACCCUCUGGUACCGGCCCCCUGAUGCUUUGCUGGGAGCCACUGAAUAUUCCUCUGAGCUGGACAUAUGGGGUGCAGGCUGCAUCUUUAUUGAAAUGUUCCAGGGUCAACCUUUGUUUCCUGGGGUUUCCAACAUCCUUGAACAGCUGGAGAAAAUCUGGGAGGUGCUGGGAGUCCCUACAGAGGAUACUUGGCCGGGAGUCUCCAAGCUACCUAACUACAAUCCAGAAUGGUUCCCACUGCCUACGCCUCGAAGCCUUCAUGUUGUCUGGAACAGGCUGGGCAGGGUUCCUGAAGCUGAAGACCUGGCCUCCCAGAUGCUAAAAGGCUUUCCCAGAGACCGCGUCUCCGCCCAGGAAGCACUUGUUCAUGAUUAUUUCAGCGCCCUGCCAUCUCAGCUGUACCAGCUUCCUGAUGAGGAGUCUUUGUUUACAGUUUCAGGAGUGAGGCUAAAGCCAGAAAUGUGUGACCUUUUGGCCUCCUACCAGAAAGGUCACCACCCAGCCCAGUUUAGCAAAUGCUGGUGAAAAGAAAGGGCGAGAUCACCAAGGUUCUUCCAGGGCUGUAUUUCUGCAGUUUCGGUUUUCAUUUGCUUCAGCUUACUAAGAAGCUUCAAAUCUAACUCCAUACUGAACAAGGGGCUUUAUGUCCUCACCUAUGACCUGGAAUAGUUUAAAUAUGGUGUUCAAGGCAAUAGUACAUAAUAGUGGAAGAAAAUUCAGUGGAAGGUUAUUGCUAUUGUCAUUUGCAUAGAAUUUAAGUGAUUGAUUUAAAAAAACUGGACAUAAACUAAGUCUAAGAAGAGGGCUUCUGAAUAACUUCAUUCAUUUUGGCAUUUGUUAAGAGAUUCCUGGGCUAGAAGGUUGAUUUCCCAAAAAGACAGAUAAGAGACUGACAAUUUAAAAGAAUCUGGAGACAGAGCUGGUGCUUACAGAGACCUGCCACUCCUGUGUUCACUUACAAUUUCUCCCAACAAAAGGAUUUCUGUGGCAAGGAGAAAACUAGCCUAAAGUUUAGAAAAAGAUGGUUUCUUGGAUAACAUUGUUAACAAAAGGACUUCCUGAGGACUAUUUAUUAUUAUUUUGUAGGGGGCACUUCCUCCUUCACUAAACUGGAUUAUCAGAACGUAUUACCACCCAACCCAUAUUUUAGAAGUUUGGAUUUGGCUGCUGAUUAGAAAUGAAUUUCAGGCUAUCUCCUCCUACUGAAUCUUAAUUGUCUGUGAUGAUGGCAACAGUGAUGGGGAAUCUAAGCGCUGGUUUGAUGGUGGAGAUAUUGAAUAAGUAGUUGGGAGCAGAGUUCCAAAGAUGUAAUUUAAGCCCUGUUGCACCACCACACACACACACACACACACACACACACACACACACACACCCCUCAAGUAAAAUGAGAGAUCUGUCUUAGCUAACACGUGUGCCGUUUUAUACAAUGACUCCUUCUAAAAGCAGCCAGGGAAACUCAAAUCGCUUCUGUCCAGGGAUCAUCUCAGGAAAUGUAGCAGCCUAGAAACCAGAGACCUCUGUAUAUCCUUUGGAAGAGCAAGGAGGAACUAAUUAAGAGAUAAUUAAAAAAUAGUAACUAUCCCCCAAUGUCUGAGAUGGAAAAAGGAAAAAGACACAUGGGUAGCCCAAAUCAACCUGCCUGAGUAAGUAUCUGAUUUUAGUAAGGCAUUUGACAAAGACUGUCCAGCUAUACCUGAAAGAUGAAACAGUGUAGGCUGGGUGAUGGAGCAGAUAUAUGUACUCAAAUCAUGGUGUUUAUUUAACCCAGAGAAAGGCCAGCCGUGGUGUGCUACAAGGUUCAGUCUUGAGUCCUAUUCUGGUCAAAUAUUUUUAUUAAUUACUCGAAUAAAUCAGAGUACAUGGACAACUUUAUACAACUCCUUGAAGUAAGUACUAUUAUUAUUAAUUUAUGACUUCCAUUUCACAAAAGAGGAGACUGAGGCUCAGUGAAGUUAGGUAACUCCUUCAUAGUAGCAUGCCAGAGUGAAGAUGCAAACCUCAGACCUGGUUCUCCAAUGUUCCUGACACCUAUCGAAUUUAGAGAAUACACAACUCUUGCAGAGGCAGCUGCUAUUUAGUAUUGGAUCAUGAUUCAAAAGACACCUUGCUAGAAGCCAAUGAACAGCAGGCCAAAACAACACUUACUUGCAUCAAAUUUCAUCUGACUUAAAUUCUUACACUUUGGGCUACAACUUAAAAAAGGCUAUGACUUAGUGGAAAUUGGCACUUUUAAGUACAAUAUGAAUUAAUAGUAUAAUUUCGCUGUCCCCCAGAGAUAAUGCUAGUACCAAUCGAAAGCUCAGGGAUGCUACUGUUGACGCAUCAGCAAGAGUUCUUGAGCAGUUUUACCUGUCCAUCAAUACAAAGAGUUCCCACAACAGUAGUGGGAUUCCUCUGCCUCUCUGAAGAUAUGAGAGCUAUAGGAGGGAUUCCCAUGUUGGAGGUUAGAAGAGCUGACCUCCAAUGUCCCGUCUAAUUCCAAGAUUCUCCAAUAAUGACUUUGGAACAGCUGUGUACAGAUUAUACUUGGAAUUAUGCUUAGAUACUAUUGCUGCAGGAAUGAAUAGACAAAUUUUGUUAUUAAAAAAUUGAUUUUAUUAAGUGGAAGUUGACAGAAUUAUCCUCUUUAUAAUGGAGGAACAUUAUGCUUAUGCAUAUGCAUAUACCUUAUGCAUAUGAUUAUGCUUGUGCUUCCUUCUUUAAUGGAUUUACCUAUUCAAAAGCUUAAUAAAUGUUAUAAGACUCUAAAACAUUUAAAUCUUUCAUUUCUCAAUUUUAUCAAAUAAACAUUCCUGGAAUUUGUGCAUA